AUGCAGGCGGACCAGCAGCUUCCUGCUGCGGCAGGGCCGCCUGCUGCAGUCGCAGCGCCGGGUGCAGCAGCAGCAGCAGCAGCAGCUCCUGCUUUAGGAGGGACAGGAGGGGUGCUGCCCGUAGCUGGGGCAGCGCUGCCUGCAGUAGCAGCAGCAGCACCAGGAGCAGCAGCAAUGAUGCCAGGGAUGCAGCCGACGGAGCUGCCUGCUGCCUCACAAGAUGCAGCAGCAACAGCAGCAGCUGCUGCUACUGCUGCUCAAAGAGCUGCUGCAUUGCCCAGCCGGCUCUCGCAACUUUUCCCAGCAGCAGCACAAAUGCUGCAGCACUUCGUAAUGAACGUUGAUCGUUUUGCUGAGGGCCCCGGCAGCAGCAGCAGCAGCAGCAGCAGCGUCAGCUGCAUGAGCGUGAGCAGCAACGGCAGUGCAGCAACUGAGGAAGUGUCAGAACGGCUAGCAGCAGCUCGCCGCUGUGCAGUGGCGCUGCAGCAGAUAACAGCAGCAGACGGAGCGGCAGCAGCAGCAGCAGCAGCAGGAACUGCAGCAGGGUUUACGGCGUGUGGUGUGCGGUUUAGGGUUUACACGAUAUGUCACCUGCAUGACUUUUUGUUGAUUUUCCCUUCCCCCAUUUGCGUCCCGCAGCAGCUGCAGCAGCAGCAGCAGCAACUGCAGCAGCAACAGCAGCAGAUGUCGAAAAGAGCGGGGGCCUCGGAGGAGCAGCAGCAACAGGGGGAGGCCUCUUAG
Molecule: messenger RNA, 741 nt
Organism: Eimeria tenella
Lineage: Eukaryota; Apicomplexa; Conoidasida; Eucoccidiorida; Eimeriidae
Exons: 3
Coding region: 1-741 (246 amino acids)
Source: RefSeq, a predicted model, not a curated record